Molecule: messenger RNA, 3918 nt
Organism: Cetraspora pellucida
Lineage: Eukaryota; Fungi; Glomeromycota; Glomeromycetes; Diversisporales; Gigasporaceae
Source: the annotation of a GenBank genome assembly
AUGCUUAUAAAUAAAGGAACAAAUAAUCCGAAAGGAUAUGAGCGUGUGUUUGCAAUAUGGAACUUUUGUGCUUGUGGUAUAUUAUUUGCAUGUUCCCUUAAGAGACCACGAAAUCCCGAAUUGAGGUACGGAAGAAACCGCCGAGUGAUAUCUCAUGAUACAGUUGCGUCUAUAUGGUCUUUCCUCACUUUCGGGUGGAUGUCAUCGAUGAUUAAGUUGGGUAACAGGCGUAAUCUCACAGAAGAGGAUUUAUGGGAAUUACCAUAUAGGUGUCAAGCUGCUCAUUGCUACUAUGAAUUAGAUCGACUACUAGAGUACAUAUCUAACAAUAAAAAUAAUGAAUAUACUGAAGAACCUUAUCUUUAUGUAUUUGGAAUUUUAUGUUCUGAACUUGCUAGAAUCAUUUUCUUAAAUCAGUUGAACUAUCAAGUAGUGUGGCUAGGCAUCCGUGUGGAACAAAUGCUGAGUGUUUUGGUGUACUCGAAACAAUUACAUAUAAAGACUUCGUCCAGAUCUAAUAAUAGUAGGCAAAAUAAUAUUCUAACAACAGAUGUUGGUGAUAUUGCUGGCUUCUUUUCCAAUCUUCCUUUCAUUGUGACAAUUCCAUUGGAAAUUAUUGUAGCAAUAGUAUAUUUAUAUUACUUAUUGGGAGUUUCUAGCAUUAUUGGUGUGGCAAUUAUGGUAUUGUGUCUUUUGAGCAAUAAAAGGUUCGGAAAACGCGUCUCUCGAUUACAAAAACGGGUCAAAAAGGCAAGAGAUGAAAGAGUCAGUGAUAUUUUUGAAUUACUUCAUAUAGUCCGUACAAUAAAAAUGUAUGGUUGGGAAAAAAGUUUUCAUGAAAGAUUAAUGUACUCUCGUCAAAUUGAAUUAAAUCACCUUCGUCGUUUAUUUUGGCGCACUACGUUUCUCACUUUACUAGUCCACCUUACUCCAUUCCUUGUUACAUUGUUUGCCUUUGGCUUUUAUACAUCUGCAUUUAAUCAACAUCUUACUGCUGCUAAAGCUUUCACAAGUAUUAUAUUGUUUAACACUUUAAAACAACCAUUACAAAAUUUCCCAAAUUUGGUAGUCGAACUCGUGGGACUUAGUGUAUCAGUAAGACGUCUAGAAAGGUUUUUAAAUGAGGUUGAUAUUCAAAAAGACACUUCAACUUCUAGUUCAUACACCAAAUCCAUAGUUGGUUUUAGUGGUGUUGAUAUUUCUUGGAGUUAUGAUAUGAAUAUCCAGGAUCCCAAUGAUUUCUCAUUGAGGGAUGUGAAUGUAGAUUUUCCACUUGGACAAUUAAGUAUUGUUUGUGGCCAAAAAUCUUCUGGAAAAACACUUCUUUUUCUCUCGCUUCUUCGUGAAACGUUUCUAUUCCGUGGUGUUAUUAAUUUUCCCUCAAAUUCAGUCGCUUAUGUUCCGCAACAAGCAUGGUUAGAAAAUACAACUAUUCGAGAUAAUAUAUUAUUUGGUUCCGCUUUUGUAGAAGAACAUUAUUGGAAUAUCGUUGACGCUUGUUGUUUAAUUAAGGAUUUUGAAAAUAUGGAUGAAGCAGAUUUUACUAAGUGUGACGAAAAAGAUUUAAUCUUAAAAGAUGAACAAAAGGCUCGUAUAGCACUCGCGAGAGCAUUAUAUAGUCCCGCACAAAUAUUGCUUUUGGAUGAUUUUUUGUCAACUAUGGAUCCAUCAACAGCACAUCAAAUUAUUGAAAAAUGUUUAAAAGGUCCAAUUGUUAAUGGACGGACUGUGAUAAUUGCAACAAACUAUAUUCGUUCUCUUUUAGACGUUGCUGGCUAUAUUGCAAUACUUGGUAAUAGAACUGUUUUAGCAAAGGGCACCCCCGAAGAAGUACGUGAAUCAGGUCUUUUAGAUGAUGAAAUUCUUGGAAAUGACGUAGAUAUAGAGAAAAGUCAAGAUAAAAAAUUUCGGACCUCUAUAAAUAAAAAUUUUGAAAAAUAUAUCACUGAUAAGAAAAUUUGGGCAGCAGAAGAAGUACAACCUCAAGGAAAGAUCCCAUUCAAAGUUUAUCUUUACUACUUUAAAUCUAGUGGAGGCCUGUUAAUGUGGUUUAUAUUAAUUUUUUUGUUCAUAACCAUUCGAGUUUUAACUGUGGGUGAGACUUAUUGGUUAAAUAUAUGGUCAGAAGCUCCUAAUAAAAAUAAAAAAACAUCAUCCGAACUAUUAGACUAUGCUACUUCAGUAAACCCUUUAUUUUAUAUAGGCAUAUAUGCUAUUGUUGCCCUAAGUUCUACCAUUUUUACAUUUGUUCGCAUGGUUUGGCAACUUUUUGUUUCUCUUAAAGGUUCAAAGGCCUUGUUUUCAGAAUUGCUUAAUGUUAUUUUAAGGGCACCCUUGAACUUUUUUGAUACCGCGUCUCUUGGGACGAUUAUGAAUAGAUUUUCUAAAGACCUGGGUAUAAUAGACCAGAGCCUUAUGACGGUUGUUUCGAGUUUCAUUGGAAAUAUUGUCGGCGUAAUAAGCGUACUUGCUGUGGUUACCGCCGUAACAUAUGAGUUUUUAUUUGUCUCCCUUGUUGUUGUCGUGUCAUAUAUUAUCAUUGGAAGUAUGUAUAUUCACGCUUCAAGGGAGUUAAAACGCCUGCAAUCCAUAACCCGCUCACCUGUUGUCUCUUGGUUUAGUGAGACAGUGGUGGGUAUUGCAACGAUUCGAGCAUUUAACGUUGAACAGCGAUUUAUUAAAACUUUCAUUGAUCGACUGAAUACAUCAAAUCGAACAACAUAUCUUCUUCAUAUGUCUAACCGAUGGAUGUCUGUUCGCUUGGGUUGCAUAGGAGCUAUUGCAUCAUAUUUUUCGGGUAUUUUUAUUCUAUGGAAUUCUGAACGUAUGAGUGGUGGCUUGGCAGGUUUUUGUCUAAGUUAUGCUCUUGGAUUUGUUCAGAUUGUGUUUAUGCUGGUUAAGGAUUAUUCAUCCAUGGAAAACGGCCUAAAUAGUGUGGAACGUGUUAAGGAAUAUAUUGAUAUGCCACAAGAACCUUUAUCAAUUGCAAGCGCACGUCCUCCAGCUGCAUGGCCGACCAGCGGUAAAAUUGAGGUGUCUAAUCUAACAGUUAACCAUGCAUCACGAGGUGAACCUGUACUCCAGAAUAUUUCAUUUUAUAUUCUGGAUAAAGAAAAAAUUGGUAUUGUUGGAAGAGCAGGAGCUGGUAAAUCUACUUUGGCGAAUUCAUUCUUAAGGCUAGUGGAAGCUACUGAAGGCCGGAUUGUGAUUGAUGGAAUUAAUAUUGCAGAUAUUAGUUUUGAAGAUCUUAGGUCAAGAUUGGCUAUCAUAUCUCAAGGGACUAUUCGGUCAAAUUUGGACAUUCAGUUAGAAUAUGAUGACCAUGACUUAUGGGAAUCAUUAAGGAGAGCUCGUCUUGUUCAUAUGGAGAUAGAAGAAAAUUUACCAAACAGACAAUCCUUAAUAAUUGGGCCGAUAACAAGCUUAGACGAUCCAGUUAAUGAAGGCGGUAGCAAUUUCUCCCGAGGCCAAAGGCAAUUAUUAUGUUUUGCGAGGGCGUUAUUAAGACAACCUAAAAUAAUUAUUAUGGAUGAAGUAACUGAUAAUCUUGACACAGAGACAGAAAAAAAAAUACAAGAAAUUAUUCAUGAUGAGUUUCAACAUUCCACAGUUUUGAAAAUUUCACACCAAUUUAAAAAUAUUAUAGAUUCGGAUCGAAUUCUUGUUCUUGACAAAGGAGAAAUUGUCGAAUUUGAUACGCCGCGUAAUCUUUUGAUGAACCCCCAAAGUUUAUUUAGUCAGUUAUGUGAACAAGAUGAUGGAAUGGGAAUCGAAAUUGAAGAGCAGGACGAUGAGCAAACAGAACGUGAGUCAGAACACGAGGUGGAUGAAGAACGAGAAGAAAAUGAUCCACUGGAGAUACUCGAUGAGCAACAUCACAGAGAUGACUAUGAAGUUCAGGAAGAGAACUCUGAAUAG